Messenger RNA from Lolium rigidum, 1309 nucleotides. Its product is annotated as protein SOSEKI 3-like. The transcript is spliced from 5 exons. The record is from RefSeq and is a predicted model, not a curated record. NCBI's taxonomy places the organism in Eukaryota, Viridiplantae, Streptophyta, Magnoliopsida, Poales, Poaceae. The annotation marks the transcript as partial.
GUACUACCUCACGCGGAGCCGCCACCUCGAGCACCCGCACUUCGUCGAGGUGCCGGCGUCAUCCUCCUCCGAGGGGCUCUACCUCAGAGAUGUGAUUAAUCACCUCAACACGGUGCGCGGCAAGGGAAUGGCUGCCAUGUACUCCUGGUCUUGCAAGAGGAGCUACAAGAACGGGUUCGUGUGGCACGACCUCGCCGAGGAUGACCUCGUCCUCCCAGCAACCGACGGCGAGUAUGUGCUCAAGGGCUCCGAGCUCCUGGACCAACCUUCUUCAGGUCAGUUUUACCAUGGUAGUAAUGGCAACCAGAAGCAGCAGAGCAGGCUGAAAGAGAGUACAAGGUUGCCAUUGUCAAGGGAGGCUUCCUUUUCCUCCUCCCCUCCUAGUGUGACAGUUCGAGAAGCCAAGCCACGGCGUGCGCCUUCAGUGCCCUCGCCGGACGAGGACGGCUCCCCCUCGCCAUGCCGGGGCAACUCCUCGGAGAACAUGUCACCAGAGUCUGAGCCUCAAAGGACUGUCAUGUCAAGGGCUAGCCCCGUCACUCCGGCAGAAUUCAGGGUAUACAAGCCCACCGGCUCGAUGGAUGCCGCAACUCAAACCGAUGACCUUGGGAGAAGAUCGGCUCGGAAGGUACCUGAGAUGCAUAAGAAGAGCCUGAGCACUGAUCACGACUCGGUGGUUCGUGAAGUUACCGAGUACCGGAACCAGAGCUAUCCACGCCGAUCAGCAGAGCUCCAGGGCAUUUCCAGGGAUGUCAUGUCCCAGUGUCCUACUCCACUGAGCAUAGCUUCCACCCAUGGCAAGUCUGAAAGUCUAGAGUCGUUGAUACGAGCUGACAAUGCCGCGACAAACAGCUUCAGAAUUGUUGAAGAGGAUGACAUUGUUGUGCCGACCUGCCCGAAGCUGAGGCCAGCAAAUGUACUGAUGCAGCUCAUCACUUGUGGUUCACUUUCAGUGAAAGAUCAUGACAAUAUUGGACUUGUGGGGGCUUACAAGCCAAGGUUCCCGAACCUGAAGUUCCCCUCGCCGUUAAUUUCUCGCUCCAUGAUGAUGGGUGAGCUUGAUUACCUAUCAGAGAAUCCCAGAUUCAUAGGGACGCGGUUUGAAGAUAAGGAGUAUUUUAGCGGGAGCAUUAUUGAGACUAAGACGCAGAGAGACGUUCCCGCUGAGAAGCACUCAGUCCUUAAGCGGUCUUCUUCCUACAACGCAGAAAGGGGCAGUGACACCCUCUGUGACUGCGCAAGACCUGAUGAAGAAGAUACUGUAUCGCGCUCAAGGUGCCUACCGCUGACGCCAAUACUGUCGUCGUUC